UUCACUAUCUGGUCCACCCCAGUCACCAUGACAGCGAACAGAGAAUCAGCUCGCAGGUAAACAACAGGUGAGUCAGACCGACCUUCGUACCCGGAACAUAAAAGACUAACACAAGCUGCGCCACUCUCAGACACAGCGAUGGAUCAGAGGAACAUCGAGAAGGAGUUGGAGGCCCAGUUCAACGAUGUGGUUUCCAGACUUCAGUCCAAGCAGCUGUUCCAGUCUGACUGGGAUAUCGCUUCUUUUGCAGUCUUCUUCAUCUUCAUCGGCAUGAUUCUGCUGCUGGUCCUCCUGGUUCUCAUCCGCUGCUGCUGCUGCUGCUGCUGUGACGAUCAGAAGCCCAGAGGACGGAAGGUUGGCAUAGAGAACAUGGCUCUGGAUCCCUGACAGCUGAGCUGCACUCAUCAAGUAUUGUGAAGACGACUGAUGAAGAUGUAGAGUCCGUAGUUUGAAUCCUGUGCCAAAGCUCAAUCAGUUUUUAAGUUUGAGUUUAAUAAAGUGUGAAUAAUAACGUCUUAACCAUGCCAUGAAAAUGUAUCACGCCUGAUCUUGUUGACUGUCACUGCUGUGUGGAGCUGAUUGCUAGGAUACAGCAGAGGGGCUGGAAACUUUCUGCUGUCUCUGUGUCUCUGUAGAUUUGAAGACUACUUCCUCUGACUUUGUCUGUUGGAAGGAUGGUCAUGUUUUAAUUUGAUGGUCUUAUUUAGCAAUAAAAAUGUAAAGGAGGAAAAAAGUCACCUUUGCUCAAUGUUCA
Platichthys flesus (European flounder) is the source of this 754-nucleotide messenger RNA. It is a transcript of the gene smim22, whose product is annotated as small integral membrane protein 22. Gene Ontology annotation, biological process: regulation of cell population proliferation. Bases 139 to 387 code for a protein of 82 amino acids. Lineage: Eukaryota; Metazoa; Chordata; Actinopteri; Pleuronectiformes; Pleuronectidae. The transcript has 4 exons. The record is from RefSeq and is a predicted model, not a curated record.